AGGAUGAACUUCCAUGAAAUGGGGUACAGGCUCUCGUUCCCCGAGGAUGAAUUUGAAUGAGUUUAGUUUAUGACAAAACACCUGGUUCCAUUACCAUCAGUUUCAACUGUUCUCUACUUUAUGCUUCACAUAAUUAGGGCGUGUCAACAUGCUUUCGCACUGAACAAAGAUUCCUAACAUUUCUAAACAUCAUCCGGCUAAACAUUAACAAACAGCAUUGUCAUUCUGACAUUGUUAGCACGCUAAAAUUAGCGUUUAGUAUCACUGUGUCUCACAGAGCUGCCUCCAAUUCCCCAGAUUCCUAUUGAAAAUACUGCUUCGGGGCAAAGAAAUUGAUGCAAGCUCAAGAGUGACAUUUGGAAUUUGAUUGCUGCUCACCACUUCAGGACAAACAUGGGCCUCUACAUCAGCACCAACUGGUGUUCAAGUUCAGUGGACAAGGCAUUGAGAUCGUUCUGCAGAGUGAGGUACCUGAUGAGCCUUCUCAGAAAGUACCCCUGUACGGCAAAAGCGACACUUGGCUUGGACCCCCGCAGAUACUACAGAUACUACCUGCUAUCUCCUCUUCACGUGCCCAGAUUUACAAGAAAAUGCUUAUUUAACAAUUUAAACCACAGUGCUGCAGGCUCUGCUUACAACCACUUCCUCUGGUAUUAUACCAAAGAACCGAAUCGUCUCCAGGCGGUGCGUCUUUACUCUUCCUCCAAUAGGAGUACAUUAAAACCUGACGCUCCGAUUGGGAUCUUCAAGGAGGCUCCGAACGGUUUCCUUUCAAGAUCACUGUGUCACGGUUUGGUCUCUCUUCCUGUGUUAUUUUGUAGUUUUCAUGUCUCUUGUGUUCCUGGGUAACUUCCCUUCCUGCCUUGUCCUGUGAUUGCCUGAUUGAUCCCACCUGUGUCCAAUCACCUGCACCUCCCUUGUGUAUUUAAGCCCUGUGUGCCUGUUGUCCAGUGUCGUGUCAUUGUCUAUAUGUCCCACGCUGUUGGAGCACGUUAUCAGUUUUGUCUGGAAUAAAGAGCACUCUUUUUGAUCGAGAACCUCUGCUUUUGAGUCCUGCUUCCGCCUGCUCCAGCACCGACCCUGACACACUGGCAGGGCCUCUCGGUCAAUCCUUUAACAGAAUGGCCAGACACAAUAACAUGUAUUUCAAGAGAAAGUAUGUUUCUCUAAUUGUAAAUGAGGGCCUUGUUGUCAUAACUACAGAAAGUCUUGGCAGGUCACAGAGGCGCAGCCAAAGCCAGACCGCAGCCAGAGAGCGGAAUGAAUCAGAGAAAGAUACAAUGCAGACCUUGAAAAGCAAAGACAAACGGAAUAGCUCGGGGAUCCCUCAUUCCACACAAGACAAUCGUGGACUGCAACUAUUUCACAUCAGCUCUCUGGCGACAACUUUUGGAGAGAGCUACAGUUAUGUUGCCGGUCACAUUAAUUCGGUCUUCUCUCGCAGCUUCAUGGACGUUCAAAAGGAGGAGCGUGUGAACAGCAUCUCUCCCACAAGAGGGCACACCAGAAGGCUGAAGAAGAGACAAAUACCAAACACUUACAUCAUCAAGUCUAAAGAAGAUGAAUUGUCUGAAGCCAAAUCUGCCGCCGAUCAGCCAAAAUUGGAAACUAACCACACCUCCAGCAGCUGGAAGGAGGGCUACCUACAUUUUGCAAUGCACAUCAAUAAAUACUUUGGGGCCAAUGUUGCCAAAGAAGUGGUACAAGAUCAGAAAAGGAGAGAGCGGAUUCCCGUGGAAAUGAAUGACACCUCACAAGCCAGAGGAGCCAUGUCGCAAAUGAAGCAAGACGAACAUAUCAUCCAUAAAACAGGAGGUCUUUUCCACAGCAGCUGCAGUACCAACAUUGGAGAUAACUAUUCCCAAAUGGCCGGCCACAUCAAUCAGUAUUUCAAGGGCCAGAGUGGAUCGGAUGAAGACAGUGAUCGAAAUCUCUUUUUAAAAGCGCCGGAUCCUGGAUUUGCUAGCUCAGAGAGACUUAAGGCCGUGACCUUUAUGGACUGCCUUUACAACCCGACCAGGGCCAUCCCUGACUUGCUGAGUGCUUAUCUGAACAUGGGCUCCUUCACUCAGACUCGGAUGCCUGCCGUCACUUCACCAGAGACAAUACUGACUAAAAAGCUGGUAUUGAGUCGGAGGGACGCAGAGGACAUGACACGUGGGUUGAUCGGCGCUCUGUCACAGGCUCUGCCUCCAGAAGCCCUGGCUUCCUGCGUGGAGGUGCUCAAUGAACACCUCAUCCGUUACCCAUCAUGCAAAGCUUUAAUGUGGCAGGAGAGAACUGCCGUCACAUUGUUGAGGAAGCGUCGGACCCACAGAGACAACCAGGCACUUCAGGACGCGCUACGGGAAAGCUUGGCUCUAAUUGGCUAUGUGGAUCCAGUCAAAGGUUCUGGUAUAAGAGUGCUCUCAAUUGACGGUGGUGGCACAAGAGGUGUGGUGCCUUUGCAGGUAUUAAAGCUACUGGAAGCUCAGACAGGCAGGAGGAUCCAUCAGCUCUUUGACUACAUCUGUGGAGUGAGCACGGGCGCUGUUCUGGCCUUCAUGCUGGGUCUUGCCCAGUUUUCUCUAGAGGAGUGUGCUGACAUGUACCGUCGUUUUGGCGCCGAGGUGUUUCGGCAGAACCCGCUGGUCGGCACGAUGAAGAUGGGCUGGAGUCACUCUUACUAUAACACAGAGACCUGGGAGGCAAUACUACGUGAAAAGCUGGGAAAUCGGGUACUUAUCAAAACCGCCGGAGAUGAGUCGACCCCCAAGGUUUCAGCCGUCAGCGCUGUGGUAAACUGGGGAACCAGUCCAAAGGCCUUUGUCUUCCGCAACUACAACCACAAACCAGGCUCUCUGAGUCGCUAUGCAGGAGGCUCCCUUUGUGAAAUGUGGCAGGCAGUGCGAGCAUCAUCAGCCGCCCCAGGAUACUUCCAGGAGUUCCCUUUACAAAGUGACAUUCACCAGGACGGAGGAAUCAUCUUGAACAAUCCCUGUGCCUUGGCUGUACACGAGAGCCGUCUGUUGUGGCCCAACCAGCCUUUCCAAUGCGUGCUGUCUCUCGGCACCGGUCGCUAUGACAACGCCAAGAGGGGACCUGCCACCUCCACCAGCCUGAGGGCCAAAAUCAGCAACUUGAUCAGCAGUGCUACCGACACUGAAGGGGUGCACACCCUCUUGGACGAUCUGCUGGCCCCGGACGUGUACUUCCGCUUCAACCCCACGUUGAGCGCACUGGUGUCCCUGGAUGAGAGCAGGCCGCGGGCCAUGGACCAGCUGCAGAGAGACACCCAGGACUACCUCGAGAGGAACCAGACCAAAGUGGCUAGGCUCUGUUUGGUGCUCGGGGCAGAACGCUCGGCGGCGAGCAGAACUAAGGACUGGAUGAGCGAGCGGGCCUGGGAGAUGAAGCAGAGAUGGGUGUGAGUGCGGUGCGGUAAGUGAUGAGGUCCAGGUGUGUCUCCUGAUCUCGCUUGGAGUGGGUGGAAGCCUUCUGGCUGGAACGUACACUCCCUCCACUAUUCUGCCCUUUACAUUUUUUCAAUACUGGUUCAAUAACUAUCGACAUUCCCAUUAGCCUAUCUUUUAUUUUAAGUCUAUUGAUAAUUAGCAAAUGUUGUUUCGCUAAACACGGGGAACAUGGUGAACACUAGCUGGCCAGCAAAGGCAUAUUGCUAUUACUAAGUUAGCAUGAUGCUUAAACGCAACUCAAAGUAAAUGAUUAAAUAUACUAUGGGUUAGGGUUGAAAUGGUGUAUUCAUGCCUCAAGCCGUUUCUAUGUGCCGCAGGGAUUGUGAGUCGGGACGCAUCUAUAUAUGAUCCUAGUUAUCUUUGUUUAUUGCAGUUUUCUGUCUUUGGCUUCUUUUGUUGUGAAACUUUGGCCCCUCGCCAAAAAUGUAUGAUGUGAAGCGUUUGCAGCGAAUUCCAUAAUUAAAAAGCAGGCUACUUGGAUGAGUUUCAUUAGGUUAUAGCCUUAAUGACAACAAUAUGAUUUUGUAAACAUGCCUAAUUUGUCAUGCACUUUAUUAAAUGUGUAAUGUGACAGAAUGUCUUAUCUGAUUGUUACUAUUAAUGUUACCCUUCUCAGUGUUGAUGAAUGUGAUAUCAACUAAAAUAAGCUAUAUAUUAUUCUUUCCUGUGACAUCACACAUUAAGUUGUAUUUGCAUUGUGAAAUAGGGGAUUGUAUCAUUGUGU
Messenger RNA from Pungitius pungitius (ninespine stickleback), 4179 nucleotides. Its product is annotated as calcium-independent phospholipase A2-gamma-like. The coding region runs from base 1122 to 3410 and encodes 762 amino acids. The transcript has 8 exons. The record is from RefSeq and is a predicted model, not a curated record. Gene Ontology annotation, cellular component: membrane. Gene Ontology annotation, biological process: arachidonate metabolic process. Lineage: Eukaryota; Metazoa; Chordata; Actinopteri; Perciformes; Gasterosteidae.